Salarias fasciatus (jewelled blenny) is the source of this 2628-nucleotide messenger RNA. RefSeq names its product secretion associated, Ras related GTPase 1Aa (gene sar1aa). The coding region runs from base 95 to 691 and encodes 198 amino acids. Gene Ontology annotation, biological process: intracellular protein transport. Gene Ontology annotation, molecular function: GTP binding; GTPase activity. The transcript has 7 exons. The record is from RefSeq and is a predicted model, not a curated record. Lineage: Eukaryota; Metazoa; Chordata; Actinopteri; Blenniiformes; Blenniidae.
UUUAGUAGACGUAGAAGAAGAAGGCUCCUGUUUCCAAGGAGACCACUGACACUACGGAGAGCCGAGCUGCUGGACGGCUGCAGACACUGUCAAGAUGUCAUUUUUAUUCGACUGGAUCUACAAGGGAUUUAGCAGUGUUUUACAAUUCUUAGGUUUGUACAAAAAGAGUGGGAAGUUGGUUUUCCUGGGUCUGGACAAUGCAGGGAAAACAACGCUGCUCCACAUGCUGAAAGAUGAUCGACUGGGUCAGCACGUGCCAACGCUGCAUCCAACAUCUGAGGAACUGACGAUUGGUGGCAUGACGUUUACCACAUUUGACCUGGGAGGACAUGUGCAAGCUCGGAGAGUCUGGAAGAACUACCUGCCAGCCGUGAAUGGAGUCGUCUUCCUGGUAGACUGUGCAGAUCAUGACAGACUCACAGAAUCCAAAACCGAGCUUGAUGCUCUCCUGUCAGACGAGACCAUAGUUAACGUCCCGGUGUUGGUUUUGGGUAAUAAAAUCGACCGUCCCGAGGCCAUCAGCGAGGGAGGACUGAGAGGAGCCUUCGCACUCGAUGGGCAAGUUACCGGAAAGGGCAACGUCUCCCUGAAGGAGCUGAACGCCCGCCCGCUGGAGAUUUUCAUGUGCAGCGUGUUGAAAAAGCAAGGCUACGGAGAAGGGUUCCGGUGGUUAUCGCAGUACAUCGACUGAAACGCCGGACUUCAACAUAACAACAAAACGCGUCCCUUUUUUGUCAGUAUUUAAAAGCCCGAACUUCAAGUGAAAUCAUGGAAAGACUAUCUUUUUUUUGUUUCAGAGAUUCUUCUAUGCAAAUCUUUAAAAGUGUUUACUGGUGAACUGUCCUAAAUGUGUUAUUAAUGUAGGAAUUAAAAGAGUUGCAUGGCUUGUUAAUUAGGUUACAUCAUACCUGAUUACAAUACAGCAGCAGUGCAUUAUGCAAGAACAUAGAUGUGUUUGCUUCAGUGUUGCAUUAUUAAUGACCUGAUAGACCAACUGUUUAGACUGGAAUUUAAUUUGUAAGUGAGUGAUGAAACUAAAGGCCUCUUGGUGACGACGGCGAAUAAUUAAACGCUUGUCUGACAUUGAAUUAAGACGGCCUGGUUCAGAUUUUCAUACAAUCAAGUAGACAAAUCAGUCAUUACACAAGAUUAAUCUCAGUUCCUUUAAUCUGAUGAGACACAGCCUCUGCCUUCAAAGCGUCGCCCCAAAAAACGUGUGCUAUUGCAAAGAAAGAAUUCUGGGAGCCGAGCAAUGAGCCAAAAUCACUUCAGUUCCCUCCUUCGAUUAAAAAAAAAACCAAAAAGGCAAACAAAGGAGAAUAUGACGGAGGUAAACGGAGUGGGAUUUAACAGCUCGCUGAUGAGUGUGCUGUGAGUAAUGUACCGCUCACUUUCAGUGUCUUGAUGAAAUUGGCUUAUUUAUUUUAGCUCUGAGAAUGACGUGUUUGCCUUCAUCACUUCGACACUUGCAUUGGAGGCAGCUAAACGUGAUCCGAGGGCCGGUCGGCUUCAGACGUCUUGCGUGGAAUCCAGAGACCAAACGUCCGUACAGAACUCGAGUGUCUUUCUGUAGUCCCUUUAUUGUCUCAUGAAACUAGUAAUAAUAAAUCCCCCUUAAAAUGCCAUGAAGCAAUAAAGUAGAAUAAGCAGAUGUACUGUAGCAGAGACACCCUUCAGAAACGUUAUGUGCUCUUUUUACGAGCGCUAAGCUCUGAAUCUGUCCUCAGAAGUCUGCUCAUCUUUUCCAUGAUGUGACUAUUAACUCACAACUGUGUGAAAUAUUCAGCUCUCAUUUUACCGCUUUGGAUUGGUUAUGGUUUUACUUGAAAGGAGUGCAGAUUAAAGACCAAUUCAGAGUGGGAACCAUUCAAAUAAGAGGCUGAAACUAAAUGCUAAUUUUGCUUCUUUCUUUUUGUUUUUUUUUUUUUAAUUUUCAUUUUGUUGUUGUAGUGCCUCAGCUUUGUACUGAUGUGUGAUUAGGACUUAGACUUGUCAGUGCUAACUGUCUUCAGUGCAUCAGGUUCCAGGUAAUGUACUUUUUGACUGUCGGACACGGGGGCGUCAAACUCAUUUCAGUUUACAUACAUUUUCAAAUUUACCAAGCCAGGAAAAAAAAAAAAGUAUUAUGUGCAACCCACACUGGACUAAUUAGAAAAAAACAGUCACUAUGAUUGAGUCAGAUUUGACCCCCUGGCGGACUGGCUUUGGCCCGCGGGCUUUAUGUUUGACACUCCCGGUCUAUAAAUGACAAGAGAGUGCAAGCCUGUUCUGGAAGUUACUGUUUCAGCUUUACUCUGGAAAAACACGCUCUGACCUGCGCUAAUUUAUUCCCUCAUUAUAAGAAGCUCAAAAUAGACCAUCAGGCAUGUAAACUUUGUACUUAAUGGACUGUUUCCUUGUUUACAGGGUGUUUGUUCACAUUAUAUAUAAAUUGUAGUAUGCAUGUAAACAAACCGCUUUUCCUUUGAACAGUGUUCUGUACCAGUUGUGAGCUCUUGUAAAUUAUGUAUAGUACAUAUGUAAAUGCUUGUACAGUGAACUGCCCUUGAGCUGACACCACAAAGCACUGGAGUUAUUUAUAACUGUAUAUUACUUGAAUUACCAUUUUCAGGAAUUAUGUGUGCAAAA